Symbiodinium necroappetens is the source of this 1128-nucleotide messenger RNA. NCBI's taxonomy places the organism in Eukaryota, Dinophyceae, Suessiales, Symbiodiniaceae. The record is from the annotation of a GenBank genome assembly.
AUGCUGAAGAUGCUGCGAUUGAUGAAGCCGUCGAGGAUUAUUCACAAGAUCGAAAUCCCGUACUCAAUUCCUUACCAACAGCAGCUUGCUUUGUUCCGCUUCCUGGGCUUCUUGGCGAUCGUGUGCCACUGGCUAGCAUGCGUGUGGGCUAUGACGCUAAAAGUCGUUGACAAGGCAUUCCCGCGCUGGAUCGAUGACAUUUCCACAGUUGAUGCCAGUUUUGGUUUCUUCGAAGAAGACCGAGCCGUGAGGACAUAUAUCGCCGCGUUCUAUUUCUGCAGCUACACAAUGACGUCAGUGGGGUACGGCGAUAUUGGUCCACAGAACGUGUUGGAGCGCAUCGUGUGCACUGUGAUGGUCAUGCUUUCAGGUCUGUUUUGGGCCUACGUCAUUGGCCAAGUCUGUACAAUCGUGGCAGACAUUAACGCCGAAAGUCAGGAGUUCCGCAACAGAAUGCACCACCUGAACAUGAUGAUGGAAGAAGAGCACUUGCCACAUCAGUUGAAAUCGCGAGUUCGGGAGUUCUUCAUGCAUAACCGCGAUCAGGCGAGACAUUUGACUCAGCAGAGUUUGCUGGAUGCCAUGAGCCCGCAGCUGAAGGCAGAAGUUGCCACAGUCGUGAAUUUCCCAUGGCUGGAGCGUGUGAUCUUCUUCAACCGCUUUGUUCGAGAGACGGAGGAACUCCAAGCCCAAGGGGUCUCUGUUGCGCCCUAUCGCGCAUGUAUUGCGGACAUUGUGCGCGAACUGAAGAGUGUGGCCUAUGCACAAGGGGAAUUUGUUAGCAAUGUCCGCGUGCUGAGCAUCUUGUCAAAGGGCCUCGUGCUUCGAUCACACAGGCUCGAGCAUAAGGGCAGCGUGUGGGGCGAAGACUUUGUACUCUCCGACAAAGCUCUCGUGCGCCGGGUGGACUUCUAUGCCUUGACUUACAUAGAAGUCCUGUGCCUUUCACGCGACGACUUCAUGACCAUCAUUGCGAAACACAGUCUCACAUGCCCCCGACUUGGGCAAAUAGUCCGUCGCUACUGCGUGCGCGUUGCCGUUCGUCGCGGAAUUGUAGCAGAAGCAAGAAGGCGUGUACAGAGCAUGAGCAAGCCUCUGCCUUCUGGCACCUCUGGGUUGUCGCUAUAA